Molecule: messenger RNA, 732 nt
Organism: Acanthocheilonema viteae
Lineage: Eukaryota; Metazoa; Nematoda; Chromadorea; Rhabditida; Onchocercidae
Source: the annotation of a GenBank genome assembly
AAAAUAGAUGAUGUAAAUAUGGAAUAUAGCGUUCAGUUGACAUUUCGAGAAAGUUGGGUGGAUGGACGAUUAGCAUUUGGAUAUCCGCGUGAUAAUACACCUGAUUUUGUUAUUCUUACAGCCGGUCAACAAAUUUGGAUGCCUGAUUCAUUUUUUCAGAAUGAAAAGCAUGCUCAACGUCAUAUGAUUGAUAAGCCGAAUGUUCUUAUUCGUGUACAUAAAGAUGGUACCAUAUUGUAUAGUGUUAGGAUAUCACUUGUACUAUCGUGUCCAAUGCAUUUACAGUAUUAUCCAAUGGAUAUCCAAACAUGCCUUAUUGAUCUUGCCUCUUAUGCAUAUACAACAGAUGAUAUUGAAUAUGUAUGGAAGAGUAAAGAUCCAGUUCAAUUAAAAGAUGGUUUACAUUCAUCUUUACCAAGUUUUCAACUUAGCAAUGUUACAACAACAUUUUGUACAAGUAAAACUAACACUGGCACGUACUCAUGCUUACGUACCGUAUUGGAACUAAAACGACAAUUCAGCUAUUAUCUGCUACAAUUAUAUGUGCCGAGUUCGAUGCUCGUCAUUGUUUCUUGGGUAUCAUUUUGGUUAGAUCGUACCGCAAUACCAGCUCGUGUCACAUUAGGUGUCACCACUUUGCUCACCAUGACCACUCAAGCUUCUGGGAUCAACGCCAAAUUGCCACCUGUAUCUUAUACAAAAGCUAUUGAUGUAUGGAUUGGUGGUGAGUAA